Linum tenue is the source of this 757-nucleotide messenger RNA. NCBI's taxonomy places the organism in Eukaryota, Viridiplantae, Streptophyta, Magnoliopsida, Malpighiales, Linaceae. The record is from the annotation of a GenBank genome assembly.
CGGCCGCCCUCUCUCUCUCGUCACUCUCAUUCUCGCCUCUCUCUCUUCCUCUCGAUCCUUCCACUUCUCUCUUCCUCUUCCAGAAACAAAUCAAACCCUAGCCACCCUCUCUUCUCCUCUUUCUCAUCUCAUCUCUCUUCCACCAUAGACCGAAACCCUAGCCAUCAACUAACACCGCCGCCGCCAUCCUCUCUCUGCUUCGCCCCUCUCUCGCGUUUUGCCCAUCUCCUUCACUCUAAAAAAAAUGAAAACCGAAGGAGAGGGAGGCAGCAAAACUCGACUCCUCCUCUCUACCAUCCGUCGUGGCCGCCCUAUCGCCCGCCGAGGAAUCCGACCACGAUGGACCUAACUCGGAGACUUCCUCCCUAGAUGUUUUGGUUUUGUGCGAGGUGGAAGGGAGAUCGACGACACUCAGACCUCGUCGGCAAGGAUGGCGAGCCUUGCCGCCGGCUAGAAUGGGAGGAUGGCGCCGGCCCCAGAAUCCGCCGGCAACGAACGCGGCGGUGGUUUGACGACGGCUAAGGCCGGUUUUGAAAAAUGGGCAGAUCUAGGUCUCCAGGGUUGGGCCUAAAAUGAGGGGCUGAAGAAAAGAACUAGUCUUUCCUUGUAUAUGUAGAAUUUGUCAUGGCCCAUGUAAUUACUUUUUCCUUCAUAAUUCUCGAUGCAAAUUACGAUGUAAGAAAUCAAUUAGCAAAGUUUAUUUUAGUCUGUACUGAUUCGUGCUCUAUAUAUUGUAAUUUGUAUCAACAUCCAAAAC